AUGGCUCGUUUAGAAGCUAAAAAGCCAUCAGUAUGUGAAAAUGAACCAUUAACAAGUGGCAGAGUCAGGUCCAUGCUUUCUGUCCUAAAAAGAAUCGUCACAUCGUGCUAUGGCCCUUCCGGUCGGCUGAAACAGCUGCACAACAGUGUUGGAGGGCAUGUCUGCACAACCUCACAGUCAUCAGCCCUGCUUCGUAGCCUUUUAGUCACCCAUCCCAUAUUAAAGAUCCUGACAGCCUCCAUGCAGAAUCAUGUGUCGUGCGUCAGUGACUGUGGUUUAUUCAUGGCCAUUCUUUGCUGCAAUCUCAUUGAAAAUGUUCAGGAAAUAGACUUGACACCCACCACUGUCAUUGAAUUAAAUAAGCUGCUUUUGAGCCUCUGCACCAAUUAUCUCAAAUCUGAAGUCUGUGGUUGUCGGAUCCCAGUUGACUUUAGUAGUACUCAGAUACUCCUUUGUUUGGUACGCAGCAUAUUAACCAGUAAACCUGCCUGUAUGCUUACCAGAAAAGAAGUAGAUCAUAUCAGUGCUUUGGUUCUGAGAGCCUUUUUGCUUACAAUUCCAGAAAAAGCCAAAGACUACGUCAUUUUAGGAAAGACUAUAAUUGUGCCCUUAAAAGAUCAGAGGGUUAUGGAUUCUACUGUAUUACCUGGAAUGCUCAUUGAAAUGUCAGAAGUUCAAUUGAUGAGGAUGUUACCUAUGAAAAAAUCAAGUGCCCUCAAGGUGGCACUCUUUUGUGUGUCUUUAUCUGGAGACUUUUCUGACACUGGAGAAGGAACUUUGGUGGUCAGUUAUGGCGUGGAUCUUGAAAGUGCAGUCCUGGACCAGUUGCUUAAUCUCGGAUGGCAGCUGGUGAGGGACCAGAUAGAUAUUGUCAUGUGCCAAAAGGUUAUACACCCAUCUUUGAAACAGUUUCUUAGUACACAUCGUGUUAUUGCCAUAGAUAGAGUUGGAGUAGCUCUGAUGGAACCACUGAGUAAAAUGACAGGAACACAGCCUAUUGGUUCCCUGAGUUCAAUCUCUCCUAGUAGUUAUGGAAGUGUGAAAGAUUUGUGCACUGCAAAAUUUGGCUCCAAACGUUUUUUUCAUCUUAUUCCUCAUGAAGUGACUGUCUCCAGCUUGCUUCUCUGCAACAGAAGUGACACUACCUGGGAUGAGCUGAAGCUCACAUGUCAAACAGCACUGCAUGUCUUACAGUUAACAAUUAAAGAACCAUUUGUUUUUUUGGGAGGUGGCUGUACUGAAACUCAUUUGGCUGCAUAUAUCAGACACAAGACUCUUAAUGAACCAGGAAGCAUCCUCAAAGGUAAUGAAUGUACUCAAACAGCACUUAGACUAAUUGCUGAAGCAUUUUGCAGUGCUCUGGAAUCUCUUGCUGGCUCUUUAGAACAUGAUGGAGGUGAAAUUCUCACUGACAUGAAGUAUGGACACUUUUGGUCAGUUCAGUCAGAUUGUCCCCCUCUUGUUAACUGGCCCGAUUUGCUAUCCAGAUGUGGGUGUGGAUUACACAGCAGCCAGGAAGAACUCAGCUGGUCUUUCUUAAGAAGCACUCGUCAUCCUUUUGUGCCACAAAACUGCCUCCCACAUGAAGCUGCCACGUCAGCCAACAACCUGACUUUGGAUUGUUUUACGGCUAAGCUUAGUGGCCUACAGGUGGCUGUGGAGACAGCCAAUUUGAUUUUGGACCUUGCAUAUGUCAUUGAAGAUAAAAAUUGA
Orycteropus afer afer is the source of this 1713-nucleotide messenger RNA. It is a transcript of the gene MKKS, whose product is annotated as MKKS centrosomal shuttling protein. The record is from RefSeq and is a predicted model, not a curated record. The transcript is spliced from 4 exons. Gene Ontology annotation, cellular component: cytoplasm; nucleus; kinociliary basal body. Gene Ontology annotation, biological process: intracellular transport; chaperone-mediated protein complex assembly; protein folding. Gene Ontology annotation, molecular function: ATP binding. NCBI's taxonomy places the organism in Eukaryota, Metazoa, Chordata, Mammalia, Tubulidentata, Orycteropodidae. The coding region runs from base 1 to 1713 and encodes 570 amino acids.